Molecule: messenger RNA, 228 nt
Organism: Penicillium diatomitis
Lineage: Eukaryota; Fungi; Ascomycota; Eurotiomycetes; Eurotiales; Aspergillaceae
Exons: 1
Coding region: 1-228 (75 amino acids)
Source: RefSeq, a predicted model, not a curated record
AUGUGGGAACUGGUGGAUCCUCAAACACGGCGUUGCGCCAGUCUGAUCAGCGAGAAGGACGAAGACCCUUCAGGGGUGGUGAUGGAUCCGAUCCAGGCUGUGGCCUGGGCGCUAGGAACCACUUCUUUCGUGCUUGCAGUGCUCACUCCCAGUUCCCUGCUCGAGGAGAUUCUGGAGGGACUAGUCCCGGCGCCGAGCGGAGAGAGCUUGGCGCUGUUAGCGCCAUGA